CAGAGCCAGGAUCCCGGUACCUUCCAGACUCCUACAGCCUUUACAAAGGGUCAAACAACAAAUCUCCACUUAAUGAAAGGUGAAAUCAUCCCCUUCAACAAGAGAAUCACAGAAAUCGGAGCCAAUUUUGGUGUCAACGGAUCGUUUAUUUGCCAAACACCCGGGCUGUAUGCUUUCACAUUUUAUGGUCUCACUGAACAGAACUGGGAGCUCUGGCUUGAAAUGAUGAAAAAUGAUGAAUUGAUUGCAUCGAUUUAUGGUUAUACAUAUGCUGAUUAUGCCGAUGCAGGAAAUGCCGCCAUCUUACAUUUAAACGUUGGCGACAAAGUUUACUUAAAGGCUCAUGAUGACUAUGAUCAAACACUAUAUGGUCAAGGAGAUCAGAUUUACACAACAUUCACUGGAGAACUCCUGUAUGCAGAUAAUGUUGAACUGGACGCUGUUAACUCCUACGGUGCCAUUGGAUUCUCUGGAGUCAUGACAAUGAACGCCUCUAUCAGUGACGGAUCUGCAGUCAUUUACGACAAAGCCAUAACUAACAUGGGUAACGCCUAUGACCCUGCCACUGGGACCUUCACAGCACCUGUUGAAGGAGCGUACCUGUUCCAUUUCCACUCACUCUCUCACUCUGAUGAGGAAGCCUGGCUUGAGUUGUUCCACAACGGUCAAUACGUUGUAGCCUCUUAUGGAUACACAGUAGGAUCGUAUGCCGACGCUGGAAACUCGGUCGUCCUUCACCUCAAGAAAGGAGACACUAUCAAUGUCAAGGCCAGGCCGGGGACCGAUGUAAAGCUCUAUGGAGACUCUGAUGAAUACUAUACCACAUUCUGCGGAGCACUUUUGUCGCCAACUGUUCAUGGGAGUGGUGCAGGCCACGGCAAUCAACAGGAAAUUGCUUUCUCCGUUGGUCUUACCCAUAACGAAGACUCAACCAAUGGUCCCAGGGUAGUUUUUGACCGAGUUUUCAUCAACCUUGGUCAGAAUUUCAACAUCAAUACAGGUACCUUCACUGCCUCAGUCGGCGGUAUCUAUGCCUUCCACUACCACGCACUGGGCCAGAAAGGACAGGAAGUGUGGAUGGAGCUUUAUCAUAACUACAUCUACGUCAACUCUCUGUAUUCCCAUACCUCAGGAAGUUAUGGACCCGGAAGUAACUCGGCCGUUCUGGAAUUGGUUGCCGGGGAUACAGUGUACCUUGAUAUUAAGCAUCAUGAUACCUACCUUUACGGAGGUGGAGAUGAAGUCUACAGUACAUUUUCUGGUUAUCUCCUAUCGCCAAUUUCUAGUACUCACCCUGUUGUUGGAUAA
Saccostrea echinata is the source of this 1308-nucleotide messenger RNA. Its product is annotated as complement C1q tumor necrosis factor-related protein 4-like. Lineage: Eukaryota; Metazoa; Mollusca; Bivalvia; Ostreida; Ostreidae. The transcript is spliced from 5 exons. The record is from RefSeq and is a predicted model, not a curated record. Gene Ontology annotation, molecular function: protein binding. Bases 73 to 1308 code for a protein of 411 amino acids.